CUCGCUUCUGCCCCUCUGCGGCUCUGCUGCCUGCGGCCUGCCCCUUUUUUUAUUCCCAAAAAAACUCCCAUCUCGCGGCGGAAAGAGAGAGAGGAGAGGUGCGAGCUGGUAAGAUGGAUCGGUUGGAGGAGCGGAACAUUAAGAAGGGGGAGAGGGAGAUGGAGGAGGCGCGCAAGGAAGAGGAGCGGAAGGAGGAGGCGGGGGACAGGAAUACCCAGGAGCCGCAGCAAGGUCAAGGCCUCAGCCUCUCACUCGCCAACGGCAGCGACAGCGGCAGGUCUGGAAUGUUGCCGAUGUCGAACCCUUCAGCUAAUCCCACACAGCUUACAAUUUUCUAUGGUGGAUCAGUAUGUGUGUAUGACUCGGUGCCACCAGAAAAGGCUCAGGCAAUCAUGCUUAUAGCUGCGGCUGCAGCAGCUGCGGCAGCCACCAAAGGCAGUGCUGCCACUGCUUUUAAUCCUCCAAUGGUACAUACAGACACUGUCGCCCCAGCAGCAGUCUUCUCUCCUGUGCUUACACGGUCUCCAUCACUGCAGAGCACUUCUGUAGCAGCUGGACAAGCUCAGGUUGUUGCUGACCCUAGCUCAAUAAGCAAGCUUCAGGCUGAUCUCCCCAUUGCCAGGAGGCACUCUCUCCAGCGCUUCCUUGAGAAACGUCGUGACAGGGUCGUGAGCAAAGCUCCGUACAGCCCCGCCAAGUCGUUCGAUGGCAUGGAGUCAGCGGGAAUGGAGAUGACUGCGGACGGCAAGCAGGGCGCAAGGCCCAGUAUCUUGAAAGGUUGGGGAGCCGCGAAGUCUGAAGUCUGAACGGUGAAAGGCUGGCUGACGCUGUGGGGAGGAAGGGACAGGGACGUGCUGUUGGUUUUAUUAUAUUGGUAUUUAUGUUAUUAUAUACUGUAUGUGGUAGCAGCAGCGUGGAACCGCACUAAUAAUGGGGACCUUAACACCUCUAUUUUACUGUCGUUGCUUUGUUGUCGCGUGCUAGGUUGUAUUCUGAAGUGGAUUCCUCAAUACCGCAUACCGUACUGCU
Molecule: messenger RNA, 1029 nt
Organism: Zea mays
Lineage: Eukaryota; Viridiplantae; Streptophyta; Magnoliopsida; Poales; Poaceae
Exons: 5
Coding region: 114-806 (230 amino acids)
Biological process (GO): regulation of jasmonic acid mediated signaling pathway; regulation of defense response; response to wounding
Cellular component (GO): nucleus
Source: RefSeq, marked validated